AUUUGCUGCAACAAGAAAAGCCUUUUCUUUUAACCCGGCUUCCUUUGAAGAAGUAGCUCAGGAAGCUUCAUGGCCUCUCAAGACUCUCAGGGACAAACCAAACUAAUCUUUAAGGAUUACCUCCCUGGCUCUUCUGACAUUCCUCAACAGAAUACGCCUGUUGAACCAACAAGUCUCUGGAAGCAAACAUCACACGCUCAUAAUUUGCCACCUGGUCUGGAGUACCUGAACCAGCUGGACCAGAUAAUUAUUCAUCAGCAAGUGGAGCUUCUGGAAGCCAUACUUGGCACAGAGACCUCCAGCAAAUACGAGAUAAAAAACCCCUUGGGACAAAGAGUUUACUUUGCGGUGGAAGAGAACGGCUGCUUUGACCGCAAGCUGUGCUCGCCCAUCAGGGCGUUCACCAUCAGGAUUGCGGAUAACGCGGGCCGCGAGGUGAUCCGAGUCAUCAGACCCCUGAGGUGCAACAGCUGCUGCUUCCCCUGCUUCCUGCAGCAGCUAGAAGUUCAGUCCCCACCAGGUACAGUAGCUGGGUACGUUGUACAGAACUGGGACCCUUUUCUGCCAAAGUUUACUAUACAGAAUGAAAGUAAAGAAGAUGUGCUAAAAAUAAUUGGCCCAUAUGCAACCUGUGGCUGUUUUGAAGAUGUUGACUUUGAGGUAAAAGCUCUCAAUGAGAUGACAACGAUCGGCAAAAUUUCCAAGUAUUGGUCUGGAUUUGUCAACAAUGUCUUCACCAAUACCGCCAACUUUGGGAUCCAGGUCCCUAUAGAUCUCGACGUGAGGAUCAAGGCAGUCAUGAUUGGUGCUUGUUUCCUCAUUGACUUAAUGUUCUUUGAAAAUUCUUUGGAUGGAUUAUAACAAGAUGACAGAAACAAUGAAAUAUGCAGAAUGUGUUUCAGUAGCAGUGCAAUCAGGCUGCACGAGUUGGGAGAUCACAGGGAACCACUGCUGCCACCUUUCCCAGGAGGAAGCGUCCUGUGAGCUUCGUGGGCAAGAAGCUCCCUCGUGUGGAAAUUCCGGAAUUUGCAGAGGAAUACAGAAUUUGCAGAGGAGCACAGAAUUUUCAGAGGAACACAGGAUGCUUUUUGCUGUUCUCGCUAAUCUCACACUGGUGUCGUUCUGUCAAAUGCAGCUCCCGCAUGCCUGACUGUAGACUGAGAAAAAGAACCAGAUUAUUUUUUUCUCUUUAAAUCCCUUUGCCAUCUUAGACAGAAGUCACUGCUCUUGUAGCCCAUAAUCUUGGCUCUCGUGCGCUGUUACUGAGCUGUGUGUGUCUGAACACUCGACUGUAUUCAGUGCCUUAAGAUCAGCAGGAUCCCCUCCUAUAUUCCACUUUUCCCCUGCAAUUUCCAGUCUUCUUGUGGCCCUCAGCAUUUGUCUAAGCAAAUGUGUCCAACCUCAUUGAAGUCAAUACAAAAUAAGGUUUUAUUUACCCGCAGGGCUGAGUUUGGCUGUGAGUGUCCAUGUAUAUAACUUGUAGGUAAGCAAUAUGUGCAUAUAAUUUGCAGUUAAUUUCAACCAGGUGAUAACACUGGAUUUCUUGCACUUAGUGACUUUGUUGCUGUUUUUUGUGUUAAUUCAAAUGUUUUUUGCUGUUAAUA
Messenger RNA from Vidua macroura (Pin-tailed whydah), 1604 nucleotides. It is a transcript of the gene PLSCR5, whose product is annotated as phospholipid scramblase family member 5. The transcript is spliced from 8 exons. NCBI's taxonomy places the organism in Eukaryota, Metazoa, Chordata, Aves, Passeriformes, Viduidae. Gene Ontology annotation, molecular function: phospholipid scramblase activity. Gene Ontology annotation, cellular component: plasma membrane. The record is from RefSeq and is a predicted model, not a curated record. Bases 70 to 861 code for a protein of 263 amino acids. Gene Ontology annotation, biological process: plasma membrane phospholipid scrambling.